This is a messenger RNA of Impatiens glandulifera, 2266 nucleotides long. Its product is annotated as endoglucanase 6-like. Gene Ontology annotation, molecular function: carbohydrate binding; hydrolase activity, hydrolyzing O-glycosyl compounds. The coding region runs from base 147 to 2003 and encodes 618 amino acids. The record is from RefSeq and is a predicted model, not a curated record. Gene Ontology annotation, biological process: carbohydrate metabolic process. Lineage: Eukaryota; Viridiplantae; Streptophyta; Magnoliopsida; Ericales; Balsaminaceae. The transcript has 9 exons.
UGCACCCCCUUCUCUCUCUUUAGCUAAAGGAGAUAGAUUGAUAAAUUUUCUCUUCAAUUCCUUGCUAGGUUUAUCAGGAUUUUUUUUAUCUGAUAAACCUAUCCAUUGCUCUGCAUUUGGCAUUUUUUUCAAGGAAUCUUCAUAUAAUGUCUCUUCCUCUUCUACUAUUCAUCACUCUUCUUCUUCUUCCUUUAACUUCAGCUGGCCAUGAUUAUGGUCAAGCUCUUACCAAAAGCAUUCUCUUCUUUGAAGCUCAAAGAUCUGGUUAUCUACCUCAAAAUCAAAGGGUUAAAUGGAGAGGACAUUCUGGUUUAAAUGAUGGAAAAACCAAUGGGGUGAAUCUGGUUGGUGGGUAUUAUGAUGCUGGUGAUAAUGUUAAGUUUGGUUUACCUAUGGCAUUCACUGUUACUAUGAUGUCAUGGAGUAUUAUUGAAUAUGGUAGACAAAUGGCUCAAAGUGGUGAACUAUCUCAUGCUAUGGAUGCUAUUAAAUGGGGAACUGAUUAUUUCAUUAAAGCUCAUCCUCAACCUUAUGUCCUUUAUGGAGAGGUUGGAGAUGGAAAUACAGAUCAUUAUUGUUGGCAAAGACCAGAAGAUAUGACCACACCAAGGCAGGCUUAUAAGAUUGAUGUUAACAAUCCAGGGUCUGACCUCGCCGGAGAAACCGCCGCCUCAAUGGCGGCGGCGUCUAUUGUUUUCCGGCGAUAUAACCCUUCUUAUUCUAGAUUGCUCCUUUCUCAUGCUCAACAGCUCUUCGACUUUGCGGACAAAUACAGGGGUAAAUACGACAGCAGCAUAACCGUUGCGCAAAAGUAUUACCGAUCCGUUAGUGGAUAUGCGGAUGAAUUGUUGUGGGCUGCUGCUUGGUUAUACAAGGCCACAAACAACCAAUACUAUUUGAGUUACCUCGCAAAGAAUGGCGAUUCUCUAGGUGGAACCGGUUGGGCCAUGAGCGAGUUCGGUUGGGAUGUUAAGUAUCCCGGGGUUCAAACCCUCGUCGCCAAGCUUCUAAUGGGAGGAAAAGCUGGCAAUUAUGCACCCGUCUUUAAGAAAUAUCAAGACAAAGCCGAGUUCUUCAUGUGUUCUUGUCUCGGAAAAGGAACACGCAACGUUCAAAAGACUCCGGGAGGACUCAUUUAUAGACAAAGAUGGAAUAACUUGCAGUUUGCCACGAGUGCUUCCUUUCUCUUAUCGGUUUACUCUGACUAUCUCUCGUCAGCAGGAAAAAACCUUAAUUGCGCUUCCGGAACUGUCUCACCUUCCGAGAUUCUUGCAUUUGCGAAAUCCCAGGUGGAUUAUAUUCUUGGAGACAAUCCAAGAGCAACAAGUUACAUGGUGGGAUAUGGAAACAACUUUCCUCAACAAGUCCAUCACAGGGCUUCCUCAAUUGUUUCAAUUAAGGUUGAUUCUACUUUUGUUAGUUGUCGAGGUGGUUAUGCCACUUGGUUCAGUAAGAAGUCUCGCGACCCGAAUGUCUUAACCGGUGCUAUUGUUGGUGGUCCCGAUGCUUAUGAUAACUUCGCCGAUCAAAGAGACAACUAUGAACAAACUGAGCCUGCUACUUAUAACAAUGCUCCUCUUUUAGGUACUCUGGCUCGUCUCCAUGCUGGCCAUAGCGGUUACAACCAGCUCUUGGAAGAAAUCCUUCCUGCUCCUCAAACCAAACCAAAUCCAGCUCCAUUAACCAAAACAACACCAGCUCAAGGUUCAUUCUCAGCUCCUAUAACCAUUGAACAAAAGGUGACUGGUUCGUGGAUCAAUCAUGGAAGGACUUACUAUCGAUACUCGACUAUCUUAACUAACAAAUCUGCCAAGACUGUGAAGGGUCUAAAGCUGUACAUAUCCAAGCUUUAUGGUCCUCUUUGGGGGCUCACGAAAUAUGGUGAUUCAUACGUUUUCCCUUCAUGGCUCAACUCAUUGCCUGCAGGAAAGAGCUUAGAGUUCGUUUACAUUCAUUCCGCCCCUCAAGCUUACGUCUCAGUUUCGAACUAUACCCUGUCCUAAAGAUAGCAAUUUCAUAUUAGUCUUCAAUUACUGAUUGAUUUAAGAAUAUGAUUGAAGUUAUUAUAUGGGUGGGGAGAAAGGAGUGAAGAGAUGAUUUAAGAAGAGUGCUCAUCCUCUUUCUCCUCCUACUUUCGAUAAUUUCCAUAUGUGAAUCGUCGUCUAGAAGUGAAGAAACCUCUGGGCGAUUAUUAUUAAACAAGUGUUUUGAGUGUGAUGAUAAAACUGGUGAUCUUUAUUUUACAUAGUACAAGCAAAGUUUGAUA